Messenger RNA from Drosophila santomea, 1878 nucleotides. It is a transcript of the gene Cyp6a22, whose product is annotated as cytochrome P450 6a22. The record is from RefSeq and is a predicted model, not a curated record. The coding region runs from base 142 to 1641 and encodes 499 amino acids. Gene Ontology annotation, molecular function: heme binding; oxidoreductase activity, acting on paired donors, with incorporation or reduction of molecular oxygen; iron ion binding. The transcript is spliced from 2 exons. Lineage: Eukaryota; Metazoa; Arthropoda; Insecta; Diptera; Drosophilidae.
UUUUUCAGUGAGCCGAGGUUUUGUGAGACGAGGUUAUCUGCCUGGGUCUGUUUACACUACUGCAGCUGAUUGAUUGGAAGCGGAGCGUAUAGAGGCGUUGGUUCUGGAGUUCAGUUGAAAGUGAAUCCAAUUGGGGAGAGGAUGCUGGAUGUAGUGGCUCUGCUGCUGAUUGCCCUAGCAGUGGGCUUCUGGUUCGUGCGGACGCGAUAUAGCUACUGGAGCCGGCGGGGCAUUGGCAAUGUUCCGGCCCGGUUUCCCGUGGGCAAUAUGGAGGGGUUCCGGACAACAAAACAUUUCAUCGACAUAGUAACCCCAAUCUAUGAGAAGUUCAAGGGGAAUGGAGCACCCUUUGCGGGUUUCUAUAUGAUGCUGAGGCCUGUGGUCUUAGUCACGGAUCUGGACCUGGCCAAGCAGAUUCUCAUACAGGACUUCGCCAACUUUGAGGAUCGCGGAAUGUAUCACAAUGCGCGGGAUGAUCCUCUGACUGGCCAUCUAUUCCGCAUCGAUGGGCCCAAGUGGCGACCCUUGCGCCAGAAAAUGUCGCCCACCUUCACCUCAGCCAAGAUGAAGUACAUGUUUCCGACGGUCUGCGAGGUGGGCAUGGAACUUACUCAAGUCUGUGGCGAGUUGGCGGAUAAUGCCAUGUGCGGAAUCCUCGAGAUCGGUGAUCUGAUGGCUCGAUACACUUCUGAUGUCAUUGGACGUUGUGCCUUUGGCGUGGAGUGCAAUGGUCUACGAAAUCCCGAGGCGGAGUUCGCCAUAAUGGGCAGGAGAGCCUUCGCAGAGCGUCGCCACUGCAAGCUGAUCGAUGGAUUAAUAGAGAGUUUUCCCGACUUGGCCAGGUUUCUGCGCAUGCGGCAAAUCCAUCAGGACAUUACGGAUUUCUAUGUGGGCAUCGUCCGGGAAACUGUGAAGCAGCGCGAGGAGCAGGGCAUUGUGAGGGGCGACUUUAUGAACCUGCUGAUCGAAAUGAAGCAACGCGGUGAGCUCACCAUCGAGGAAAUGGCCGCCCAGGCUUUCAUAUUCUUUGUGGCUGGUUUCGACACCUCCGCAUCGACUUUAGGAUUCGCCCUGUAUGAGUUGGCCAAGCAGCCGGCACUGCAGGAAAAGCUACGCGAGGAAAUCGACCAGGCUCUGAAACUGCAUCAGGGCGAAUUCACAUAUGAUUCCAUGCAGGAGCUGCGGUACAUGGAACUGGUCAUAGCAGAAACCCUGCGGAAAUAUCCCAUACUACCGCAGCUCACUCGGAUCUCCAGGCAUCUGUAUGCAGCCAAGGGCGAUCGGCAUUUCUACAUCGAGCCCGGUCAGAUGCUACUGAUUCCGGUCUAUGGCAUCCAUCAUGAUCCCGCCCUGUACCCGGAGCCCCACAAGUUCAUCCCGGAGCGCUUUCUGGCCGACCAGCUGUCCCAGCGACCCACCGCCGCUUGGCUGCCCUUCGGCGAUGGACCGCGAAACUGCAUUGGCAUGAGAUUUGGCAAAAUGCAGACGACCAUUGGCCUGGUCAGUUUGCUCAGAAACUUUCACUUCACCGUCUGUCCGCGAACUGACCCUAAAAUUGAGUUUCUCAAGUCCAACAUUCUGCUGUGCCCAGCCAACGGAAUUUACUUAAAAGUCCAACAGCUCAGCCAACUGAGCAGAUAGUGCUGCUUAUCAUAGCGCUGCCUGGAUUGUAUUAUAAUCUACAUUUUAUAUUGCUGUUAUACAAAUGCACAAUCAUAUGUUUUUAUCAAUCAACGUAGUAGUACAGGAAAACUGCUGUAUAUCUAAUCAGGCUUCUUGAGCUUAAUUUGUUUGAUUAAACAUUUGAGUCGUCUCAUAAGCUGGGCAUUUCACCAGUACCAGGGACUUUAAAUAAUAAAACGUCUUUUUUGAAAUUCA